This is a messenger RNA of Melospiza melodia melodia, 3091 nucleotides long. Its product is annotated as lymphocyte antigen 6E-like. The coding region runs from base 2653 to 3036 and encodes 127 amino acids. Gene Ontology annotation, molecular function: acetylcholine receptor inhibitor activity. Lineage: Eukaryota; Metazoa; Chordata; Aves; Passeriformes; Passerellidae. The transcript has 3 exons. Gene Ontology annotation, cellular component: plasma membrane. The record is from RefSeq and is a predicted model, not a curated record.
CUCUCCCUGUGGAUUAUAUAAAAGUCAUUCUUCAGAGCUCUGAGUCACUGCACCAGGACCUGGAUCAGGCAAGGAGGCCUUUCCCUGCCUGAAUGAGGCAUCUGCACAAGGUGCUUUAACUUUGGCCCUUCUUUUCCCUCCCUUGGGGCCUUCCCACCAUUGGUUUUGAAGGAUCUGUGCUGCCUGCUGCUCUCCUUGAAUAAUUCCCCUGCCUUUUCCCCCACAACGUGAAAUUUCUCCCACUUUUCCCUGUUUAUUUGCCCGGAUCCAACACGGUGCCUCAAUGCCAAAGCAUGAGACAGGAUGGAGGCAAGAGGUCAAAGCAAAACCUUCAGUGAGUCUAAAAAUCUUCUGGAAGCCAUGGAAAGGGACAAAACCAACCCUUUUUCCAAAUCUGACUGCUGCUUUCUUGUCACAGAGCCAACCCAUGGCUCCAAUUUGAGCCCACUGCCAACUCAUGGCUCCAAUUUGAUCCACUUUAAUUUUCCUGUAUGGAUAAUAAGAUUACUCCAGAGAGGUGACUCAGCUUCCUUGGGGAUUUUUUCCUCCCAGUCUUCCUCAAUUUACUCCUCACUUGGUGUCCCUGCUCCAGGCCCUUCUCCAGGCUGUGAUCCCGGGUUGCAGGAGACACCCUCUCCAUGCUGGAUCCUUGAGUGAAGCCUCUGAGUGCUUUUGAGUUUUGCAAUCUGCCCUGUUGGGAAAUAAAUAUUUUUUCCAUGCUCUCCAUGCACUGGGAAGAGGGAAUGCUCCAGCAUUCCGAGGUACCUCAGAACCACAGUGCUAAGGAAGACAUUCACGUCCCGGAGACAGCUCCCAGAAAACUCAGCAAAUUUUCCCAUUUCCCACCCAAAUUUCUCUCCUUGGUACAUAUUUGUUGGAUGCGCCGGGAAUGUUUCAGUCUCACUGCUCCUUCAAAGUCAAAGUCAAAGUCAAAGUCAACGUCAAAGUCAAAAGUCCAAGUCUAAGUUUAAGUUGACUUGUGCUGAUCCUAUUCCCAGAAGAUUCGUGUGGGAAUAAAAUGGAUGUUGGAAAAGUCAACAAAGCCAGGUUGGAUGGGGCUCGGAGCAGCCUGGGAUAGUGGAAGGUGUCCCUGCCCAUGGCAUGAGGUGAUUUUUAAGGUCCAAGGUGGUUUUUAAGGUGCCUUCCUACCAACCCAGUCUAUGAUUCUAUGGAAAUCAACGGGAGCAGGGAUAUGGAAGGGGAAAGGAAUAAACAGAACAAGUCUAUGGGAUAAAUAAGACCAAAAAUAAGGGAAAAAAAGGUGCUUUCAGCCCUAUUGCAAAAUGCCAUCAAGGAGCCACACCCACUAAUGAGGGAGAAAAACCUGUUUGCAAAACACUGGGGCAAAGGACCAAGUUGUCCUGUGUGAAGCACAAGGCUCAAUUUGAUCAUCACCACUGACCUCACCAACCUCCAAAACCCAGGGAAUGUCUGUUUGGACACAGGGCUUGGACAACUCUGGAAUUCACCACCUGAUGACAUCAUUCCAGGAUCAGGAGGGCCUGAAAAAAUGUCAGAAAAUCACAUGGAUUGGUAAAUCAUCUAGGGUUGGAAUGAUUCAUGUCCGAAACAGUCAAAAAUGCCCUGCUGAUGGCUACGUGCAGGGAAUUGCCAGUUAAAUUAAUCCAUAAUUGCCAGAAAAAGCGGAGUUUGACAAUAUUUUCUUUCUGCUGUCCAGGACUAAUCUUGUUUUAGAAGAAGCUCUGUGGACUUGGCAGCUCGAGCUCUUACAAGAUGCAUCUUGAAUGAGGGUCUCUAUCCCAGACUGUCAUGAACACAUUUUAAGGAAUUCAGAGGAGAGGAACAACACAGAGGAAUAAAAGCAAAAGGGUUGAUUUAAGAGGAGAGUUUGAAAAAAUGACACUUUGAGGGAUGGCUCUUUCCAGAGCAGAGCUGCAAUUCCAGGGUGCCAAUUUGUGGGCUUGGAACUGGAAGCCUGAUUUCGAGAAACUGUUGGGCGUGGAAAAAAAGCAGCUCCUCUACAGAAUCCCUGGAUAGCAGCAAAACUUCAUUAAAUCAAAAUUGUACAAGGUACUGGAGGAUUGCAAGCAGGAAAAAGAGCGAGCAGAGGGAUUAACCAGAGGAAAUUUGAUAAAGAAAUGAAGACUGACAUGAAAAUUUGAGGAAAAUCUUCUGUUUAACCAACCAUUAGCUAAUUUAAUUUAGUGUAAAACACACUGAUUUUGAGGUAAACCAGCUUAGGCCAGCUCAGAGGCUGAGUCUGGUGCUGUUGAAUAAUUAAAGCCAAUGAAUGGUGCAAACCCUGGAACAUCACGUGCUGUCCAUGCAAAGGGACCAGAAAAAUUCAUUCCUAGGACAAUCUCCCCAUGCCUCCAGGCUCUGCCUUCAUCAGAGCAGCGGCUCUGGAAGGGAGGAAAGGAAAACAUUCAGAGGAGGAGAGAGCAGAUCCAAACUUCUUAUCACUCACACGACCAGAAGAGCAAGAAAUGUGUGGCUGAGAGGGCUUUUCCCCAAGGUGCCAGCCCUUUUCCAAGGGCCCUGGUGUGGAAAACUCCCACACACGAACAUUCCACACCCUCGGGUUGAUUUCAUGUCCACCUGGAACCUGUAAAACUGCCGCUGCUGUUGGGCUGGGGUAUAAAACCUGCCCUCCAAGCAGCUUCCCAGUGCUGCUGGGAGGAUCUGCUGGAGAUGAGGACUCCUCUGGUCACCUUGCUGGCUGCUGUGCUCUGUGUGGAACAAGUUUAUCCAUUCAUGUGCUACACCUGCCAAGAACAGGAGUCCAACAAGGACUGUUUGACCAUUUCCAUGUGUGCCAAGGAGGACAAACACUGUGUGACCAUCCGGAAGGAUGUCGGGACAAAGCCCAACAAGCCUAAAUACGUCAUCUCCAAGAUGUGUUCUCCAACGUGUCCAGAAACAGGCCAGCAACAAAUCCAAAGCUCCCAGAAUGUUUCCUGCUGUGAGAAACCCCUGUGCAAUGUGAAUGGAGUCAGCAGCAGGCAAAGCAGCCACGGAAUGAUGUCCCUGGGUGUCCUGGCCAGCGUCACUUACAUCUUUACAUAUGGAUUGUGAUGGGUUUGGAAGAGCUCCCUGUGAUGGCUGAAAUAAAAGUGUUGUUCUGGGAUAA